GCUCCGUGAUGAGGCACUAGUAGUAAUUGGCGUUCUGACAAAGAAUGACGGCCAAUAUGGAUGAACGAAAGGGUUGUACUGUUCACACCGAAACAGCGAGCUGGAAGGCUAUGUCCAAGCAUUCAUGCCAUUGCCAUAGUGUGACAUUUUAUCGGAAUUAAGCUGCUUAAAGGGUGACCUCGCUUACUGAGUGCAUUACCAUCAUCCCCUGCGACGUGACGACGACAUAAUAGAUGGACAUGGGCCUACCCGAAUACAACAUUGAUGAUCUCAUUAAUCGCUCUCACGAGAUGAAAAAUUUCUCGCACUCUCCCUACAGCAACUUCCGAGUGGGGGCAGCACUAGUCACAGAGGAUGGAAGUAUAUUUUCGGGAUGUAACGUUGAGAACGCUGUGUUGGGGUUGUCGAUCUGUGCUGAAAAGACUGCCAUCUGUAAAGCUGUAUCUGAAGGACAUAAGAAGUUCGAGGUCAUGGUCGUCGCAAGUGAUAUGCAAGACCAGUUCAUUGCGCCUUGUGGUCCGUGUCGACAGUUCAUGGCGGAGUUUGGGAUGGAGACAGAAGUGUACAUGACGAAACCGGACAAGACUUACAACAAAAUGACUGUUUCUGAGCUUUUACCUGCUGGGUUUGAACCCUCACAUCUGCAGAAGAAAAGGGUUAAUGACAAUUAGAUAUACACAGAUAGACAGAAAAUUAGGGUCAAAGAUAAUUUGAAUAAGAAAAUGUGACCAUGUGUAAAUGUAUGCACGUCUCAAAUGUAUUGGAGGUUCAUGUGUUACCCUGCAUAGUAACAGUUUCCUUUGGUAUUUGCCUUGGUGGUCCUGGCAACUCGUCUCUCCCACCGGUCUGUAUUAAUAUUGUCAGUAAUAAAUGUUUUAUUUGGCCACA
Messenger RNA from Lineus longissimus, 888 nucleotides. RefSeq names its product cytidine deaminase-like. The transcript is spliced from 6 exons. Gene Ontology annotation, molecular function: zinc ion binding; cytidine deaminase activity. Gene Ontology annotation, cellular component: cytosol. The coding region runs from base 234 to 671 and encodes 145 amino acids. The record is from RefSeq and is a predicted model, not a curated record. Lineage: Eukaryota; Metazoa; Nemertea; Pilidiophora; Heteronemertea; Lineidae.